Molecule: messenger RNA, 4589 nt
Organism: Chelonus insularis
Lineage: Eukaryota; Metazoa; Arthropoda; Insecta; Hymenoptera; Braconidae
Gene: Pvr
Product: PDGF- and VEGF-receptor related
Exons: 20
Coding region: 188-4480 (1430 amino acids)
Biological process (GO): multicellular organism development; protein phosphorylation; positive regulation of kinase activity
Cellular component (GO): signaling receptor complex; plasma membrane
Molecular function (GO): ATP binding; transmembrane receptor protein tyrosine kinase activity
Source: RefSeq, a predicted model, not a curated record
AUACUUUACGCAUCAGUAAUGAGAAGACUGCACCAAGGUUUGAAACCAGUCUUUCUCAUUCUUACUUUAUCAUUCAUUUACCGAUCUAUUAGGUUUUAAUUGUGUCAUGUUUCCAUUAUGAUUUCUUGGUGAUCAUUAGACUAUGUUUUUGUGUUUGCAUUUAAUUAAUUAGUUAAAAAAUUAAAAAAUGAUUUUAUUAAAAUAUUAUACUUUUACAGUGGUAUUUUUGACGCAAUGUUUGGUUUAUUUAGCCUUCCCUCCAGAUAUGCUGCCGGAUGUUUCGGAAAUUUAUUUAAACGAAGGUGAUCCGUUGGAGAUAAAAUGUUUGAGUUUCAAAAAAAUGCAAUUUUAUUAUCCAUCUAAUAUAUCUAUUCAGUAUUACACAUCUCCAGUUGUUAUACACGAAGAUGAUGCCGCAGGAAUACUGAGUGCUACAUUAAAAAGAGAUUCUACUGUUCAUGGAGAUACUGGAUGGUAUGGAUGUGCUGACGUUGACGUAAAGAUCACACCUAACUCUUACGAUGAUCCUGACGUCAAAUGGACCUAUGUUUAUGUUAAAUCAAAUACAAGUUGGUUUGUAAAUAGUGAAGAUUUUGAAUCAAUACAAGAGGAAUCGGGAAAUUCAGUUAUAUUAGGAUGUCGCCCAACUUCCCCAUCUUAUACAGUACAGCUUUAUGAUAAUUAUGACAGCGAAGUUUAUGAAAACUCCAAAGUAUCUUAUGAUCCAAAGUUAGGAUUUACUUUAAAAAAUAUCACUCUAAAAGAUAGUGGAUACUUCAGAUGUGUUAUUCGAAAUGAUGAUGAUGAUGAGCAAGAAGUUAAUUUUCAUCUUUCUGUUAUUAGAAGACAACGUCUGCUUAAUCAACCAAAAAUAAUAGAAAAUACAUUGCGUCAUGUUGUUCGGGGUCAAGAACUUCGAGUCAAUUGCACGAUUGAUAUUGAUCGUGAUAUACUGAUGACAAUGAAUUGGACUACUCCUCAGGAGUCAAGUAGAAUAUCAACAAUUUUCUCAAGAAAAGCAUUCGGAACUAAUACAAUGAUUGCCACCAAUGAAUUAGUAAUUAAGGAUGUUGCUUAUGAGGAUGAAGGAGAAUAUGCGUGUACUGUAAAAACAUUUUCAGCAACUAGAACAACUAAAACAAAUAUUACAGUACAUGAUCCAGCUAAUAAAUACAUCAAUCUUGUACCCCAAAAUCCUGAGAAACAUUAUCAGAAGAACUAUGGUGAAAAAAUUACGUGGGUAGUAGACGUAGAUGCAUAUCCACCUCCUAAAUUGAAAUGGUUAGAUCCAAAAGAACGAGUGAUAACAAGCCCUUGGAAUGAUCCAAAACGUGGAGUAAAUACAACUGCAACUUCAACUAUGCUAAGAAUAAAUAGUUUAACUGUUGAUGAUAUGGGUUUAUAUACACUUGUUGCAUCUGUAACUGACAAGCUUGUAACAUUAAAUUUCACCUUAGAAGUAUUGUCUAAACCGUUGAUAGAUGACCUAAAGCGAGUCCAGCCUUACUACAUGCCUCAUACUCUAGCGAAAAUUGAAUGCCAUGCUGCAGCUUUUCCUCCACCAAAUAUUACUUGGAGUUUUGCACAACAUCUUAAUAACGAUUUAUCAUCUGUAAAAAAAUCAGCUUUUAAACCUAUCACAAAUAUAUCAACUGAAACGGAUGUAACAAAAACCACAUCUUUAGUCACCAUAUGGAUUGAAACAACUGGAACUCUCAGGGCCCAAGCUUGCAAUGUUCUUGGUUGUGAUUCAAUUGAACAAACUAUUUUUGUAUCUGACAUACCUGAAGGAUUUAGAAUUAUUGAACCCGAUCGCGAUUUUGCUACUGGUGAUGAUGUAGAAUUAGUUUGUGGUGCCUCGAUUUAUAAUUAUACAAAUGACAUCGAGUGGUUAAAUGAAGAUGAUCAGCCUCUGAAUCGAACUGAUCGUUUAUCCAUUGUUAAAUCUACAACCCCAUACACUUAUCGAUCAACCUUAAGAAUAAACAAUGUUGAAAAGUCUGAUGCUAAAUUGUACGUUUGUAGUGCAAUAAGUUUUGACACAAUGAGUGGAGAUAGUUCAAUAGAACGAUAUGCUUAUGAGCUCGUCAUACAUGAUCCAAAAUAUCCGUUCUUUGUCUCUACUGAAAAUAUGAAUGAAACAGAAGUGGUAUAUGAUCUGGAAACGGCGAAUGAUUUAAAUAUCGUACUUAAAUGUUAUAUUGAAGGAAUGCCUGAACCAGUCAUCUCUUGGUGGAAAGACGGAGUGUUAAUUAAUGAAACUGAAGAACUAUAUACAUUUUUAAAUCAUAAUCAAGAGCUUCAUAUUGAACAUCCUCGUGAAAAAAAUAGUGGAAAGUACCUUUGUAGAGGUGAAAAUCGUUUGGGUUAUGUAGAAACAUAUCAAACUAUUAGAAUUAAAGGAGAAGAAAUUUCUAAAGUUUUAAUAAUCUCAAUAAUAAUUUUGGUUAUUUUUUGUGUGGCUCUUAUAAUUUAUUUCUCCAUUAAAGUACAUCGUGAAAAGGUGAUAAGGAAGCAAUUAAUGGAAGCAGGUUUAACACACUUUGAGGAAGGAGCUAUUGAAUGUUUGAACAGUGAAUUAACAAUAGACGAUCAAGCUGAAUUACUUCCUUAUGAUAAGAAAUGGGAAUUUCCUAGAGAGAGAUUAAAACUUGGUAAACAAUUAGGAUGCGGUGCUUUUGGAGUAGUUAUGAAAGCAGAAGCUCAAGGAAUUAGUGAAAAUGAGCCAACAACAACGGUAGCUGUCAAGAUGGUACGACGUUCCACAGAACCAACAUAUAUCCGAUCACUUGCUAGUGAAUUAAAAAUUAUGGUUCAUCUUGGAAAACAUUUAAACGUUGUAAACCUUUUGGGUGCUUGUACAAAAAAUAUUGCUAAAAGAGAACUUUUGGUGAUUGUAGAGUACUGUCGUUUUGGUAAUUUACACAACUACUUGUUAAGACACAGAAAUGAUUUCAUCAAUCAAAUUGAUCCUGCAACAGAAAAAAUUGACCCUACAAUUGGCCGAGAGUUAUUAGUACGAUCUAUCAGUAUGGGAAGCAAUAACAGGAUAAAAUACGCAGCUUUAUCAUUUUCUCGUAGCAUAAGCAUAAAUUCCAGCAACGGUCCGGCAAUUGUCAGUUAUACUCCUGGAACUGAUUCUCAAGAUCAAACCACUAUGUCCGGUGAUGCCCCUGUUCUCAGUAAUAAUUCCAUUCAACCUGGAUGGAGAUCAAAUUACCGUGGAGAUUAUAAAGAUUAUAAUUUGAAACCUAUUUGUACUCAAGAUUUAUUAUCAUGGGCUUUCCAAGUUGCUCGAGGAAUGGAAUAUUUAAGUCAGAGAAAGGUUCUUCAUGGAGAUUUAGCUGCAAGAAAUAUUUUAUUGGCUGAAGACAAUGUUGUAAAAAUUUGUGACUUUGGCUUAGCUAAAACGAUGUACAAAGAUGAUAAUUACAAGAAAAAAGGAGAUGCUUUAUUGCCUAUCAAAUGGAUGGCAAUUGAAUCAAUACGAGAUCGAAUAUUUUCAACACAAUCUGAUAUUUGGUCUUUCGGUAUUGUUUUAUGGGAAUUUUUCACACUUGCAAAAACACCGUAUCCAGGAAUGGAAGCUGAGAAACAGUAUCAAAAACUAAUUGAAGGAUAUAGGAUGGAAAAGCCAGAGUAUGCAACUGAAGAAGUAUAUGAUAUAAUGCUUCAAUGUUGGAAAGCGAAACCUACUGCCCGUCCAUCAUUUACAGAGCUAGUAGACAACAUUGGAAGUUUGUUAGAUGAAAGUGUUAAAAUGCAUUACGUCGACUUAAAUGCACCAUAUAUGGAUAUGAACACGGCAUUCUUUGAAAGUCGAAAGAAUGAUUAUUUGACGAUGAUGUCAGCUCCAGAUCAUGACACUUUGUCAUCACCAACUAGAGAAUAUGUUAAUUCUCCAAGUAUACCAUUGAGUCCUGCGACUGACACUUCUUACAUCUGUAUGAGUCCAUCAGUUAAACAGAGAGAUGAAUCUGGUAUAUUUAGUCCACUAAGUAUGUCCGAGAGUACACAUUUCAAUUUUCCACCAUCAGACAACAGAGGUAUCCAUUCGGAUUCUGAUUCAGAAGCUGUUGAGUUAUCUCCAAUGCUUAAAAGUGAAGAUGACAAUUAUUUAACACCGAUAAAUGUCCACGAACGGCGUGCUGAAUUCGUUAGACAGCGGGCUGCUAUGAAACAAGCAGCAAAAGAUAAAAUAAUGGAAAGAGAUUCUGGAUACUGUAAUACUCCACAAAAUUUACGAUUUAUAGAUCUUCAUAAUGAAGACUUGAGAGAAGAAGUUGAUGGUAAUGAAAUAGAUGAUAAAAAACCAAAUAAAAAUAUUUCAAACAAUUAUACACCAGGUAUUAUUAGAACACAAGAUAAUUAUGUUAAUAUGCCUAGAAACAAAAAUGAAUUAAAUAAGGACAUUCCUGAAUGUUUUACCAAUCCUAGUUAUAUAUUCGUAACUAACGAAAAUAAUCAGGCUAAAAUCUGAUUAUUUUUAUAGCCAUCAAGUGCCAUUACAAAAUAAUCAUUUUUAUACCCGUGGUAAAAAAUUAAUGAAUUUAUAUUCCAAUACUCGAAUUUAUUAAUACGUUGAAUAA